AUGGCUCUAUCACGGCUGGUCCUUCUCACAUCUCUCCUCUCUGCCUGUACUUCGGCCGUCCCCCUCACAAAGCGUGCGACCGAUGUGGUACAAGGGAAACUCGGUAGUGACGGGUUCUGGAAUGAUUACGACGGUGGUCAGAACAAUUACAUACAAUAUACAGGAAACGGCUCGGUAGCCUCGGGAUGGCCAUCCAGUCUGUCUUGGAUAUCCUUCAACGACAUGUGGGUCGCCAACCAGAAGACCAUGUCUCGAAGCUGCAACCACCUUUACAAUCAACCCAACAACUCCGACCAAGAAAUCCAAGACAUAUAUGAUGCCAUCAAACAGAUAUCACAAGAGACGCGGGUAGAUCACCGGUUCAUCUUGGCCGCGGUGAUGCAGGAGACGGGCGGAUGUGUAAGGGCCAAGACGACGGUGUCCCCAGAUGGCACCGUGAGGAACCCGGGAAUUCUGCAAUCUUUCCGAGGGAAUCACACUUGCAAUGACAAUGGCAAAGUGCAGAAUCCGUGCCCAAAGGACCAGAUUCUAGGCAUGAUCUCGGAUGGAGUUGCUGGCACGGCUAGCGGCCACGGGUACGCAUCCGAUAUCAACGCUCAAGCUGACGUUGCCGACAUCGACUACGCAGAGGGAUACUAUCGCGCGGCACGGCUAUACAACUCUGGCGCGAUUGAUCCCUCAGGAGAUCUGGGCAAGGGCUCGGCUACGCAUUGCUACGCCAGUGAUAUUGCCAACAGGCUGACAGGGUGGACGGACGCCCCAUCGGCAUGUACACUGGAUAACAGUACUUGA
Molecule: messenger RNA, 792 nt
Organism: Fonsecaea multimorphosa CBS 102226
Lineage: Eukaryota; Fungi; Ascomycota; Eurotiomycetes; Chaetothyriales; Herpotrichiellaceae
Exons: 4
Coding region: 1-792 (263 amino acids)
Source: RefSeq, a predicted model, not a curated record